AUUUAAAAAGUAGGGAUGAAAAGGAGACACGUAAUCACAAAAUUUGGCGGUUGAAAAGAAAAUUGGUUACUCUCUCUUCUCCUUCUCCCACAGACACCUGAAGUUGAAGUUUGUUCUCUCAGUCUCAGAACAACCGAAAAGCUUUAAAAAUGGCGAUAAGAGCAGCUCCAAUGGCUAGCGGAAGCUUAUUAAGCUCCGACCCACCAUUCUUCCAACGCAUCAUCAACAAUCGUCACUGCUUUCUCUCCCCCCGUAACCCCACCCACUCCACUCCCAAACCUUUCCUCUUCAUCCACUUUGAACCCACCGGCUUUGCCCUUGGAGUUCGUCCCACCUCUCGCCGCCAUUCUAAGCUCCUGUACACUCUCCCUAAAGCCGCCGAUUCAACUCAACCCUCUUCUGUCUCAUCACCCUCCGCCGAUAAAACCAUUAUUCCCGACGACCAAUUCUCCGUCGCCAAAGUUUCAUUUGGUGUAAUCGGUCUAAGUCUUGGAGUUUCACUCCUGGGGUAUGGUUUUGGAGCAUAUUUCAAUAUUCUUCCAGGAUCAGAAUGGUCUGCCAUCAUGCUCACAUAUGGGUUCCCUCUUGCAAUUAUUGGCAUGGCUCUCAAGUACGCAGAACUCAAACCAGUGCCAUGCGUGACUUAUUCAGAUGCUCUACAAUUGAGGGAAACAUCAGCUACUCCAAUUCUUAAACAGGUCAGGAAUGAUGUAAUCAGAUAUCGCUAUGGGGAUGAGCAGCAUUUGGAGGAGGCAUUGAAACGGAUAUUCCAGUAUGGUCUGGGUGGAGGAAUUCCACGGAGAAGUGCUCCAACUCUGCAAAUGAUUCGGGAAGAAGUCUCGGAAGAUGGUAAAUACUGUCUAGUUCUAGUGUUUGAGGCAAAAGCUUUGCAGUUGUCAGAUUUUGAGCGCAGACAGGCUAAAUUCACUUCAUUCUUUGGACCGGGGAUUACAGCUGAAAUUGCAAAGGGAGAGAAGGAUCUAUAUGAAGUACGACUUAUCUCAAAUUCUAACAGUACCACCACAUCACCUUAGUAACUUGUACCAUUCAUUGUUUGUUUUCAUUCUCUAUACAAGCUAUAAGCUUAUAAUCACUUGUAAAAUUUCCGCUUAUAUAUUGAUUCGACAUAAAAUUACAAGAAAUUUUAUAUGAAUUUUGAAGAGAUCCCAACCCUCCAAAAGUCAAAAAAAAAAAAAAGUAUUUUGACCA
Messenger RNA from Cannabis sativa, 1209 nucleotides. RefSeq lists its product as uncharacterized. The transcript is spliced from 9 exons. NCBI's taxonomy places the organism in Eukaryota, Viridiplantae, Streptophyta, Magnoliopsida, Rosales, Cannabaceae. The record is from RefSeq and is a predicted model, not a curated record. The coding region runs from base 150 to 1034 and encodes 294 amino acids.